AUGGCUGCUAACAACAUUACCCCCACCUCCGAAUUGGGCCUCAAGGCCGACUACCACCUGUUCAAGAAGGGCGUGCGCCCCGAGUGGGAGGACCCUCAGAACAAGCACGGCGGCAAGUGGUCAUACCAGUUCAAAGACAAGCGCUCCGUCCCCAUCGAUGAACUUUGGCUGCAUGCGCAGCUGGCUGCCAUCGGCGAAACUCUCGAGGCCGAUGCUGAUAACGAGGUCAUGGGCGUGGUGGUGAACGUGCGCAAGGGCUUCUACCGUGUCGGUCUGUGGACCCGUACUGUGGGCAAGAGCAUUCCCGGUGACAAGAACACCCGCACUCCGGCCCAAGGCAAGGAAAUUCUGGAGGCGAUCGGCCGUCGCUUCAAGGAAGUUCUGCGCCUGAAGGAGGCGGAUGUGGUGGAGUUCUCUGGCCACACGGACAGCGCGCACAGUGGAAGCACCCGUGCCAAGGCAAAGUACACCGUCUAG
This is a messenger RNA of Penicillium chermesinum, 477 nucleotides long. RefSeq names its product eukaryotic translation initiation factor 4E. Gene Ontology annotation, molecular function: translation initiation factor activity; RNA 7-methylguanosine cap binding. Bases 1 to 477 code for a protein of 158 amino acids. Gene Ontology annotation, cellular component: eukaryotic translation initiation factor 4F complex; cytoplasm. Lineage: Eukaryota; Fungi; Ascomycota; Eurotiomycetes; Eurotiales; Aspergillaceae. The record is from RefSeq and is a predicted model, not a curated record. Gene Ontology annotation, biological process: translational initiation. The transcript has 2 exons.